AUGAUCGCUUCGAAUUUGAUCCACUGGGAUAUGGUCAAAUAUCGCCCUUCUUUUGGAUCCGCCUGUGUCAUGAAAUUCAAGAGCUGCAUCAAAAACGAUUACGAUUUCGAUGCAUGCGCUGCUUCUUUGUACGACUGCGGCGACAUUUAUAACGACAACUACAGAGAAUUCAUCUUUCCAAGCCCGAAAAUCGCGCUCGUCAAAAAGCGCAAAGCAAAAAAUGAAACCUUUACUGAUUUCGAAAACGAAGAAAACAAAAACCAAUGCAUGUAUCUCUUCUCAAUCGAAACCGCUCUUUGCCGAACCCUCUGCGAUCCAACAAGUCUCACAAAGCUGGAGGACCUGACAAACUGCCGCGAAAUCUGUCGAAUAAUCGGGUCAAAGUACUCCAACGACGUUUGCCCUUUUCAGAAAAACUGUCCAAAAGGUUGCCGAGCCCAGCUUCGAGCAAUGCUGGUCAGUUUCGACGAAAAAACAGUCGAAACCACCGAGCUCUUUGUUUUCGGAACUUAUGACGGAUCCGUCUGCACGACAUUUUUCCAAGGCCAUUUUUACAUUUUCGCCACGAUUGUUAUUGGAAACAACAACGACUACUCCCCUGAACUGACUGCGAAUUUGUUCAAAUACGACACGGAAGGCCGCAAUGAAGGGGUUUUGUCGAUGAGGGAAGAUAUGCCGGGCUUUGUUUUUGGAAGAUAUGGCACUUCUUUGUGCGGAAAUGGAAUUCUUAGCGCUCAAGUAAAUGAGCCGGUUGUUGAGAGGAUUUUUGUCUGUGGACCGAGGGAGAAUCAAGACGUUUGUUAUACAAUUGAUGAAUCGCGAGCUUCAGGCCUUGCAGAAGUUCUUUAUCGAAAACCGCUUCAAUUUACCUUCGAGGAUUUUCAAAAAAGAAGUCAUGGGUACACUCAUAAUCAAAAAUUCACGAUUUUGAACCUUUCUCGGCAGCAAAUCCGGGUUGACACUUUUCAUGGCAUUCAACGAAGAGAGGAAUCGUGGACGUCUCAAAAUUUCUACCUCCCAUCGUAUUUUGACGAGCGGAAACAUGUUGAUAAUGUCUUUCUCGAUGCGUAUCCGGAUCGGGAGGGAAUCACUUUCGUCACUUCUUCGAAUCAGAUUUAUGAUUGGAGAUAUAUCUACUUUCAUGUUCACAGACUUCAUCAAGGUCAUUGGACGAUAAUUUCUUCCUACAAAUCUGAUCGAAUAGCCCCCGAUCGAUACGACAAAUCGUACCUUUACACCUUUAUCGUUUCCGGAAAACUAAUGGUCAUGGAAAAUCAACUCGGUUUGAAGGGAAAGAGGCUCGUCCCAACAUUCAUCGUUUUCGACAUCAUCGAAGAAGAAAUGAAUCGAUUUACAGAAGCGCAUCGGGACCAGUUUUUGGAAGCGGAUGAAGAUGUCAUGUGGUCGACGUGCAUUUUUGGAAUUGGGGCUGUUGUUGUUCUGCUGGUUGGAUCGCUGGUGGCGAAACAGAUCAAGGACAAUUAUGAAAUGGUCAAGUUGGUGCUGAUGUUUCAGAUUCCACUGCUGCUGCUUUAUCUCUACGAUCAAGGCUACAUGAAAUUCUCACCAGACCGGAGCUAUCAACGCCGCACUACAAGCAAUUACUGGCAGAGUUCACGGCGAUACUGA
This is a messenger RNA of Oikopleura dioica, 1629 nucleotides long. The record is from the annotation of a GenBank genome assembly. Lineage: Eukaryota; Metazoa; Chordata; Appendicularia; Copelata; Oikopleuridae.